AUGCAUUACACACCCGCAGAGUUCUUCUCCAUCUUUAAUACUGGGGAUGUGUUCAUCAAGACAGAACUGGUCACUCCGUCGAAACAGUGGCAACUGCAUAGCAACAUCCUAGCGCGAUUUUCUUCGUGGUUCGCCAAGUCACUUUCAAGCAUGGCUACUAGCACAAUAGGCGCACAGUGUGCUUCAUACAUUAUUGAAGAAGUUGAUGGCAAGAUCCUGCUAGUACAACAGCAAGCCACCGGAGAGCGACCAGUAAUCGAAGACGUUAAUAACGGUACACUCAAGAACAUCAAGAUUACAAUGAAGAACGAAGACCCAGAGUACAAGCCUUCUUUUUGCAACCCCACAGAUCACGCCGCCACCAUCCACUUAUACGAUCAGAUCUUCAACACAUUCUACAACAUACCCAUAGACCUCUCAGCUGCCAACAUCGCCGCCUCACUCACGCACUCUGAGAAUCUCAUGAAGACUGCUAGGAACUUGGGUUGUCUGGAAAGCCUUCCCAGCUUGACUUCCCAGAUCAAUGCCACGCUUCUCCAACACCGACAUGCCCUCUUCCGCGCAAUCAAGAAUGAUCCUGCACGCUGGCUUCUCCUCUCCCUCUCCCUCCAAAACGGCUUAAUCUACACCGAAGCACUAAUCCACAUGUCUGGCGCCCAUCCCUGCUGGCCCUGGCCCACCCCCCGCUCCAACCUCCCAGAAGAAAUCCUUCGCCUCAUCACCACCAAGAGCGCUUCACUAAACCACCUCUGCACGGAAGUCGAACGCUCCCUCCUCCUCCUGACAAUCCAUGUGGGCCGCAACGCCAACUCUCACGCCGUCUCCCCCGUGACAAACUCGGAAUUCGACACCUGGUUCAUAGUGUCCACAUUCCGCUCCAUCCUUGGCAAGGAACUCACCGAGCUAGACAAUAACAGCAAGAAGCCCCUCUUACGCGGUACUGUGUUUAGGAAGAUCAGGAAAGGAGAAGGGUAUAUGCCUUAUGAGGAUAUGAGACGUAUGAUGGAACAGGUGAUGCCGUCUUCUGUGCAGAACUUGAGUGAAGAUUUGGCGAUGCUGAAGAGGGAGGCGAGUGUUUAUGUGGAGGAGUUGGCAAGGAAUGAGUGCUUGCUUGAUGUUGAGGGGCAGAAGGUGGGGUGGUUGACUUGUGUUAACGUUGGGAAGGAGGAUAUUCCUUGGAGGGCUGGAGAUGGGGAUGAGGUGGGUAGGUGA
Alternaria atra is the source of this 1212-nucleotide messenger RNA. RefSeq lists its product as uncharacterized. Bases 1 to 1212 code for a protein of 403 amino acids. Lineage: Eukaryota; Fungi; Ascomycota; Dothideomycetes; Pleosporales; Pleosporaceae. The transcript has a single exon. The record is from RefSeq and is a predicted model, not a curated record.